Molecule: messenger RNA, 1003 nt
Organism: Choloepus didactylus (southern two-toed sloth)
Lineage: Eukaryota; Metazoa; Chordata; Mammalia; Pilosa; Megalonychidae
Gene: DHRSX
Product: dehydrogenase/reductase X-linked
Exons: 7
Coding region: 536-1003 (155 amino acids)
Source: RefSeq, a predicted model, not a curated record
GCUCCUCGCGCCGCGAACCCCGGGGGAGUCGGGCUGGGGAGAGCCGGGGCUUGAGGGGAGGUCGGGGCGGGCGCGGCCAAGACCCCAGUGACCUUGGCAAGGGGGCAGCCCCCGGCGCUCCCCGGAAGGAGGCCUGCGGCGCGGGGGCGGGGGACGCGGCGCUCCGCCUCCUCCUCCUCCUCCUCCUCUGCGGGCCGGCUCUCCCCGCGCGCGUGGUCCCAGCGCGGCCCCGCGGCCUCCGUGCUGCGGUGGGUGGGGGUCCCGUCCCGAGCCGGCCGCGUCCCCCUCUCAUCCCUCAUCCACGGGCUCCGCGCGCCCCGCGACUCCUCCCUCGGGCUCUGCGCGCCGCCGGGGGCUCAGCUGCGACCGCGCGCUCCGCUGCGCGCCCCCCGGCCCCGGGAGGGGAGGAGGGGGCGCCCGCAGGACCUCGCCCCCGGCCCAGGUUUUCCCCCCACAACCCGAGCGAGUUGCUAUAGUGACUGGAGGGACAGACGGAAUUGGCUAUUCCACCGCGAAGCAUCUUGCAAGACUCGGCAUGCAUGUUAUCAUAGCUGGAAAUAAUGAUGGCAAAGCCCAAGAAGUUCUAAGAAAAAUAAAGGAGGAGACGCUCAACGACAAAGUGGAGUUCCUGUUUUGCGACUUGGCUUCCAUGAGAUCCAUCCAUGAGUUUGUGCAGCAGUUCAGAGAGAAGAACAUCUCCCUGCAUGUUCUCGUCAACAAUGGGUUGCCUAAGGAUCACAGUCACUGUCAAAGUCCAUGGAACCCAUCUCAGCACCUGGCUUCCCACCUCCUGAAGAGGCAGUUCAGUCUCCCUCUCCGUGUGAAUCAGGCUGAAGCAUGCAUUUCCUUUAUUCCGAGUGGAAGCUCCCGAGCUGCCUCUUUUACUCACCUUUGGAUCCCUUCUCCCAGCCCAGAUCAGCCCCUGCCCACCAUCGGGGUCAGGCAGAAUCAGAGGGAAGAGGCAGCAACACCAGAGCUUGAAGCAAGGACCUGCCCCCUGUAG